Cucurbitaria berberidis CBS 394.84 is the source of this 390-nucleotide messenger RNA. RefSeq lists its product as uncharacterized. The record is from RefSeq and is a predicted model, not a curated record. Gene Ontology annotation, molecular function: structural constituent of ribosome. Gene Ontology annotation, cellular component: mitochondrial large ribosomal subunit. NCBI's taxonomy places the organism in Eukaryota, Fungi, Ascomycota, Dothideomycetes, Pleosporales, Cucurbitariaceae. Bases 1 to 297 code for a protein of 98 amino acids. The transcript is spliced from 2 exons.
AUGAUAACCCGAUUCUUGACCGACGUCCGCCUCACAUUCAACCCCUUCAGCCUGCGCUCCAAGCCCGCACGCCUAUUCCUCUCUCUAAUACCGCCCAAUGCGCGCGCAGACGGAAUGAAGAUUGAAUCCAAGAUGCUGCCGCGGAGUAGCAAAGAGCCUGCGAGUCUGGGCUUGAAGUUCAAGGACGGCAAGGAGAUGCAACUCGAUCUGAGCACUAUGCGGAUAACCCAAGUCGUGGAAGAGGUGGAUCGACAUUCGCGGUCACUGGCGCGCAAGGAGGAGCUGACGGGCAAUUGAUGGAAGAGGCCGAGAUACCACUAUACUAAAGAUCAUGUACAAACGUGUAUAUCAGGAGCAUCACUCGGCGUUACGGCAUCACUCGGGGUUUGA